Cladophialophora immunda is the source of this 1349-nucleotide messenger RNA. RefSeq lists its product as uncharacterized. NCBI's taxonomy places the organism in Eukaryota, Fungi, Ascomycota, Eurotiomycetes, Chaetothyriales, Herpotrichiellaceae. The transcript is spliced from 2 exons. Gene Ontology annotation, molecular function: acyltransferase activity, transferring groups other than amino-acyl groups. The record is from RefSeq and is a predicted model, not a curated record. The coding region runs from base 164 to 835 and encodes 223 amino acids.
UCUGCCUGCGCGUCAUCAGGUAGGUAGGUUCGUUAGGAUUUCAUGAGUUCUGGGGCCUAGUCUUCCAGAGUAUUUCAACCAUAUACAUUCCCCAAUAUGAGCCAGGAUUGGAGAGGUUAUCUUGAGAAUCCCAAAGCCUUACCGUGCCUGAGGGAUUGUUGAAAUGGCUUAUCAGAAGCAGUCUAUCAGUCCCGUCUCAAGCUCCGACCUGCCAUUCCUCUCCGACCUUGUUCACACCUGCAAACUUGCUCUCCCCAUCAACCGUCUCUUGUUCAAAGACUGGCCCAACGAUGCAGCCCAGAAACCACUCUAUGCAGCUGCUGUCGAAUCAGCGUUUAAGGGUGAAUCGGUCGAUUGCCUGAAAUCCGUUGACCAGCAACCUGGAGAUAUUCUCGGAUAUCUUGCUUUGACCAGGAAACGGCCCCAUACUGGGAGUACGGAGACUCAGCCGCCUUCUGGUAAAGGUAUUGGAAGUGAGAAGCAGCAGGAUAUACCCGAAUUUUUCAAUUCCGAGGUCCUCUCGGCUGUCUCAAACGCGGUGUCUGAGAUUGCCAAGGGAACGGAAGGAUUCGAUCAUUUCGAGCUCUCAUAUAUCUGCGUCAAGCCUUCAGCCCGUCGACAUGGAAUAGGAUCGCAAUUGGUCAAUGUCUGCCUCGAAAGGGCGAGGACCGAGGGUAUUCCCCUUGUGGUGUGCUCGGAGCCAGCGGCGCAUGAAUUUUUCCUCAAUCUAGGCUUCAGGGAUACCACACAUGUGGACAUUGAUCUGACAAAGUGGGCUCCAACACACAGUGGGUUUGGCAAUUUCAGGCUGUCUGGAAUGUUUUGGACUCCGUGACCUCAGCUCAGGCCAUUGACAUCGACCAGCGCCUAGGGAGAGUAGCACGAGUGCGAGACUCCAUCCACUUACGUUCAGCUUUGUAUUGAUGCCGUUCUUGAUGAACUUCCAUUGUGAUAUGUUCCGGCUACAGAUACGAGGAAGAGAGCACAAAGCAUGUCCGUUGCCAGACCUUUCUCUGCACCCUCGGUUUCCGUUGGCGCUCUGGACAGAAGUCGCAUGCGGUCUGUACCCAAGGCGGAGCAUCACCUCACAGCGAAUGGCCUGAAGUUCUCCCGGGCUGGCCACCUAACACAGCCUGAAUGAAGGGAAGGAAACCCCCGGGCCCAGAAGUAGCCUCCUUCAAAUGUACAGAGGUAUCCCCGCUGAGGGUGAUGAUUUCCUUGACAAUCUCCAACCGGUGCUCAAGCUCCAAGCCCGCGCCGACGAAGACAUGCUGAAUUGUGCGGGCCUCUCUAGAGGCCUGGUCGAAGGCGCUUCGCAAAUCAUCGACGGUGGUUCCGGCGUAGACGCG